AUGCUCUGGUCACCGGACCACGACAACUCAUUUUCAAAAGCAGUAUCAGAGGCCUCUCAGCACGAAGUGGAUAGCUGGGGGGUGAUCGUGAACAGCUUCAUGGAGAUAGAAGGGCCUCAUGUGCCUACCUUUGAGUCUUUCUUUGUUAAUGGAGCCAAAUCAUGGUGCGUUGGUCCACUCAUGCUCUGUGACCCACCGGCUGAACCGAUCCAACCGGAAAAUACCAUGUGCACAAAGUGGCUCGCCGAGCAAGCCAUGCAGGAGUCAGUGAUCUACGUGGCAUUCGGGACACAGGCUGAUCUGUCGGAUGCCCAGCUGGAUGAGGUUGCUUUUGGGUUGGAGAUGUCGGGGCUGAGUGUUGCGAGGGUGGGGCCUGAAGGAAUUGUAGGGAGGGAGGCGAUCAGUGAAGGUGUGAGGGAGUUGAUGAGAGGAGAGGAGGGGAAGAACGCGAGAGAGAGGGUCAAGGAGUUGAGCCGAGUGGCCCGGAAGUCGGUUCAGGAGGGUGGUUCAUCUUAUGAGAACUUGAGCCGGCUACUUGACCAACUAGAGCUUCAAGGCUCUAGUCUUACAAGCGGUUCGGUACUUCACUAG
This is a messenger RNA of Macadamia integrifolia, 591 nucleotides long. Its product is annotated as anthocyanin 3'-O-beta-glucosyltransferase-like. Bases 1 to 591 code for a protein of 196 amino acids. The transcript is spliced from 2 exons. The record is from RefSeq and is a predicted model, not a curated record. Lineage: Eukaryota; Viridiplantae; Streptophyta; Magnoliopsida; Proteales; Proteaceae.